GCGCUUUGAUUGACAUGCAGGCAGGCCUUAGACUCUGAGUGACGGAUGGGGACUUGCCUGUGCAUUGAGUGACAGGAGAGGGUGUGGCCAAUCCCCAAGUGACUGGAAGGGGGCGUGGCCUCCACCCUGACUGACAGGUUGGACAGCGCUAUAUGACAUAGGAGGGGCGUGUCCUGUCAUUGACUGACAGGUGCGCUGGGCGUGGCCUCCUCUGACUGACAGCCGCGGCACGCGCCCUGCCCGCUUCCCGCGGUGCGCGGUGACGUCGUGCGUAACGUGGCCACGCCCCUCCCGCCCCGCCGCCGCUCCCGGUCCCGUCCCCGCCGCUCCCGCCGCUCCCACCGGGACCCGGCGGCGCUUCCCGGCGAUGUGACGCUUUCCCGGGAACACCAGCGAUCAUGGCUGAGCCUUCUGUUGAGUCUUCAAGCCCAGGAGGUUCAGCAGCCUCUGAUGACCAUGAGUUUGACCCCUCUGCUGACAUGCUGGUGCACGACUUCGACGACGAGCGCACGCUAGAGGAGGAGGAGAUGAUGGAGGGAGAAACCAACUUCAGAUCUGAGAUAGAGGAUCUCAACAGGGAGAGCGACAUGCCCAUCCAGGAGCUGCUGAGCCGCUACGGCUACGAUGGCACCGUGCCCCUGCAGGAGGAGGAGGAGGAGGAGGAGGAAGAAGAGGAAGAGGAGGAGGGAGAGGAUGAUGAUGAUGUCGAUAACGAUGACAACAGCGGCUGCAGUGGGGAAAACAAGGAGGAGACCAUCAAAGAUUCCUCAGGGCAGGAAGAUGAGACCCAAUCCUCCAACGAUGACCCGGCGCCCUCGGUGGCUUCCCAGGACCCCCAGGAGAUGAUUCGCCCUCGGCGCUAUAGUGAAAUAGAGGAGGAAUCUGAAGAAGAUGAAGAUUAUAUUCCCUCAGAAGACUGGAAAAAGGAAAUCAUGGUGGGCUCUAUGUUUCAAGCUGAAAUUCCAGCUGGCACCUGCAAAUACAAAGAGAAUGAAAAAGUGUAUGAAAAUGAUGACCAGCUGCUCUGGAAUCCUGAUUUUUUACCAGAGGAUAAAGUGAUAGAAUUCCUCAACGAAGCCUCGAGGCGCACGGGGGAGGAGAAAGGCCUGGAUGCAAUUCCUGAGGGCUCUCACAUCAAAGACAAUGAGCAGGCCCUCUAUGAGCUGGUGAAGUGCAAUUUUGACACUGAGGAAUCCUUACGGAGGCUGAGGUUUAAUGUCAAAGCAGCCAGAGAAGAAUUAUCUGUGUGGACAGAAGAGGAGUGCAGGAACUUUGAACAAGGGCUGAAAGUCUAUGGCAAGGACUUCCAUGUGAUUCAGGCAAAUAAGGUGCGCACGCGCUCCGUGGGGGAGUGUGUGGCUUUCUACUACAUGUGGAAGAAGUCGGAGCGCUACGAUUUCUUCGCUCAGCAGACCCGCUUCGGGAAGAAGAAAUACAACCUGCACCCCGGGGUCACGGAUUACAUGGACCGGCUCCUGGACGAGAGCGAGAGCGCCGCCUCCAGCAGGGCCCCGUCGCCGCCGCCCGCCGCCUCCAACAGCAGCACCAGCCACUCCGAGAGGGACGAGUGCACCUCCAGCAGCAACCAGAACGGUGUCUCUGCCAACGGCCCAGGGGAGGUGCCAGGCAGGGAGGAGGCCAAGCCCGAGGGGCUGCACGUCAACGGGCCCUGCAGCGGGAAGAAAACGCCGCACACGGAGCUGGACACCAACGGCUACGAGCCCGAAAACCUCCCCAGCGAGCCCAAACUGCCCCAGUCAGCCCCCAGGAACGAGCCCGAGCUGGAAGAGAAGAGUGAGAGGCCUCUGAAAAGGAGAAGAAUUAACAGCAACGGCAAGGAGAGUCCGGGUGCUUCAGAGUUCUUCCAGGAAAGCAACUCCCACGGGAAGCUGGAGGAACUGGAAACUUUGGAUGACUGAGUGCUGGGAGCUGAGUUUAUUCCUUGGAGUAAAUUCUGGGUGUCUAAAAUUUUCAGGGUUGAUGGGUUACCUUCCAAAAUCCAGUUCCAUAAACAAUCUGAGAUUAUUUUCGUUUCCUGAGACCUUCUAGUCGGCUCUAAAGAUCCGAUAUUUGGGGUUUUUCAGUGCUGAAAAGCAGCAGCAGAAUACUGAAUUUCUCAGAGUUGGUAGUUGCAGUUCUGGGAUAAAAGGCUCUUAAAUAUUUAAGGAACAAAGCAGUGAGUUGCUGCAAAAAUAUUCCCAGCCUAACACAUUAAAGAAUGUGUUAAUACAGCAUUUAAUGUAUAAAACAGCAUUUAAUCAGUGUACAAGUGAACAAAGCACUUGGGGCUUUGCAGGAAGUUAAAAUAAAACAGGAAAAGCCAAGACAGAGCAGGCACAGAGACUUCCACUCCUGCUGGAGAGAGGAAAAUGUCAUCCCAUCAUUAAGGAACCCUCAUGAAUCCUGAAAGUUAUGAGCACAACUAUUUUUAUAUAUAGAAGUUUUAAAAGGUAAAUAAAUAAACCAGGUCAGGUUUGUGUAUGUAAAAUUGUUGACAUCAAUGAUGUCUUUCCAUAUUCUUUAUCUGGGCUAAAGAAAUACAUUCUGUAUUUUUCCAGAUUCCUUUGUAGCCUUUGAAAGAUUUUUACAGUACUUAUGUCUUGAUUGAACUGUCCUUUCUUAAAACAAAAGCUUGUAUAAUUUUCUUACCUUGUACAGUUGGUAAACUUUUAUGAGAGAGUUGAUACCCUGAGUCUAAUGUCAGCUUCCUUUUAUUUUGCUGAAGUCUUUUCUAAAAAAAAAACCCAACAAAAAAAAAACCCAAACCAAACCAAACCAAACCAAUGGACUUAAAAGUUAAUCACCAACUUGUUAAUUUUCUUCCCAGAAACUAGUAAAUAAUUAACAUAAGAAUGGUUAGGAGGCAUUUGAUUUUGGCAAUGUGUGGUUUUUUUCUUGUUUUUUUGGUAAAUAAUGUUUCGAUUUUUGUUAAGCAUGCUGCUUGCAUUGCACACAUUUCCUUGCUUUCUUCCUCCCUUUAUUUGGAACUCCGAGAAGCUUCACAGCAGGCACAUUCUGGAGUUUACUGAGCCCUCUUCAAGUUUCCACUUCCUGAGCACCACAGGGGGCAGAGCCUGCACCUGGGCAUCUCAAAGGUCUUUUCCAACCUAGAAAAUCCUGGGAUUCUGCUCUGGUGCACAGGGAAUGCUCACCUGGAGAAGGGAGAGCAGCAGCUUCAGAUGGAGCUGUGCAGAACUCAUUUCAGUGUGAAAACCUAAAAUUCCUCAUCGACAAAUACAAAGUUUUAAACUGCAAGUCUUAAAUUGAAGUUUUAAACUGCGAAGUUGUGGAUGUAGAAUUUACACCCAGCAAUCAGGAACCUUUGAAAUGCACAAUCAUGUUGGUUUUGUUUGGUUGUGUUUCUCAGCCCAGCUCUGCUCUGUUCAGGUUGGGGGUGAUUGUUAUUUGUGUCACUGACAGCCCUGUGUGCUCCUCCUCACAGGGCUGCUCUUCACCUGGAAUUGGUUCUUUUCUCUUCAGGGUUUUGCUCUUUGUGGUUCCAGUUGAACUGAAUGGUUUGAAAUGGAUGUUUCAGCCCAGACCCGCUGCUGAGGGCUUGGGCUGAUUUGGUUUCUUCUCCACUGAACUUUCCUUGGACUUUGUGAUCAGGAAUGAACCAACCCUCGGGAUGAGGAUGGGGAUGGAUGCAGGAACUGCUGCUCCCAGAACCGUGGGGAAGGAUCAGCUCUGCCAUUCCUGUUCCUGGAGAGCCUCUGGGUGAGGUUCGUUAAUUAAGGCCUGUGUUAAUUAAGGAAUGCAGUGAUUAAUGCCUGAGGCAGAGGGUGCUGUUAACUCUCCCCUCUGGUUAUGAGCACCACCUCAGAGUUUCCUCUUAGCUCAAGGACGGUUCCACACAAGCAGAAUCCUAUUUUCAGUUUUGUUUUGAUGCUCUCUGUUUGCGGUUCCAAGUUGGAAAUACUUCCCAAAAAUCCAUAGGAAAGUUUCCAGUGAAUUGUCUCAGGCUCGUGUGUGAAAUCCAGCACUGUGUAUAUUUUCAGGAAUGUUGCUUUGUUUUUUAUCUUUCCUUUGUUUUCUUUUUUUUUCCUCUUUUGGUGAUACUUAGACGAGACCUGACAUUCCAUAAUCCACUAUGUAAUGCUCAGCUAGGCUUUAAGAAUAUUUAAUUCUAAUUUACCUUUUGUUUAUGCUGGUGUUUUAUACAAUACCUUGUUCAUGUUUCAGACUGCAGCCACUAUAACUCGAUAAGUCAUUGCACUACUAAAGCUAUUGAAAAUCCUGGAAUUCUGCUAACUUUGCUUUCAUUCUCCAAGCCCUCAGUGCAUUGGGAAUCCAGUCCAACAGGAAAUCCUUGGGCUUCCCAAAGGGUUCCAUGUGCUAGAGAAUCCCACAAACACACAAACCCUACAGAUGAGUUUGAUACUGUUUUUCCCCACAGUAUUUUGCACUGUCAGUAAUUCCCUCCUCUUACUCCCCUUCCCUGUCUGCAAUUCUGGAAAAGCUUAUUAAAAUAUUUUUAAACUUA
Messenger RNA from Prinia subflava (tawny-flanked prinia), 4483 nucleotides. RefSeq names its product MIER1 transcriptional regulator (gene MIER1). Gene Ontology annotation, biological process: negative regulation of transcription by RNA polymerase II. Gene Ontology annotation, molecular function: transcription corepressor activity; histone deacetylase binding. The record is from RefSeq and is a predicted model, not a curated record. NCBI's taxonomy places the organism in Eukaryota, Metazoa, Chordata, Aves, Passeriformes, Cisticolidae. Gene Ontology annotation, cellular component: nucleoplasm. The transcript is spliced from 13 exons. The coding region runs from base 399 to 1919 and encodes 506 amino acids.